Messenger RNA from Syngnathus typhle (broad-nosed pipefish), 682 nucleotides. It is a transcript of the gene pbdc1, whose product is annotated as polysaccharide biosynthesis domain containing 1. The transcript is spliced from 6 exons. Gene Ontology annotation, cellular component: cytoplasm. NCBI's taxonomy places the organism in Eukaryota, Metazoa, Chordata, Actinopteri, Syngnathiformes, Syngnathidae. The record is from RefSeq and is a predicted model, not a curated record. Bases 64 to 564 code for a protein of 166 amino acids.
GUCAUUCUUGCCCGGAAAUGGGUGGUGAAUGUUCGCUGAAUAGACGAGCUUUGCCGUGGCAAGAUGGCGUCGAGCGAUGGCCUCUCGUCUUUGGGUCUGGAGGGAGCUUCGGCUGCCGCGCACGCCCUGUCUCUUCCCGCCGAGGCCUACGGGAAUGACGAGCGGCUGGAGGCCAUGUGGGCCAUGAAGGCCUACAACCACGCCGAGGUUUACUACAACCUCAUCUCCUCCGUGGAUCCCAAGUUCCUCAACUUAACCAAGACGGACGACCAGAUCUACUCGGCCUUCAGGGAGACCUUCGAGGACCUGGACAUCAAAGUGCUCGACCCCGAGGAACUCAAGUCGGCGGAGGCCAAAGAGAGGUGGCGCCCUUUCUGUAACCGCUUUGAAGGCCUGGUGGAGGACUUCAACUAUGGGACUCUGCUGCGACUGAACUGCCAGAAGGAUUACACCCAAGACAACACCAUCUUCGCCACCAGGAUCCAGUUCUUCGCCGUGGAGAUUGCCCGAAACCGAGAAGGUCUCAAUGACAUGGUCUUCGCAUCCAAGUCUUCCAAAAGUUAACUUACAAAAGAAAAUGACUUUUGUUAUGAUGGCGAGUGGAAAUGAAAGUGUGUCCUGGAAUUUGCGUCUUUGUCAUUGAGGAAAAUAAAACAAAAAGGUGCGGUGCAUCAAAACUCGA